Serendipita indica DSM 11827 is the source of this 1182-nucleotide messenger RNA. The record is from the annotation of a GenBank genome assembly. Lineage: Eukaryota; Fungi; Basidiomycota; Agaricomycetes; Sebacinales; Serendipitaceae.
AUGGCUUCUGUCAUUCCGAGCGUCACACCCAACGCUCGAUCGACACUCCAAAGAGAGUACUUUACAUCUGAACUGUUUGUCAACCCUGCACGCUCAGAUAUAGAAGACCUGUUGGCCUCUUUUGAGGAAGCAGUCGAGCAGCCUCUAAAACCCUUUGACAUAUUCAAGACUGUAUGGUCACAAGAGGGCUGGAAAUUCACCUGUCUAUACAUUUGGGAAGACACGGCGCGAGACCAGUACCUGCAGACCAUGUUUCGUUUGUUUCUCGAGCGUGUCAAGGACAGUGAAUCCUUUGCUAGGCAGCUCGGUGCGGUUUUUGGCCUCUACACGUUCUUUCAGCAGCAGGCCACGAUCAAGUCUUUAUACAGCGUGUCCAGCAUCGAGAUCACGAUAGACAAGCUGGAAUACCUCUGUUCGCUCUGCAAGGAGAGCCCAGUGGCACACCAACCAUACUACGUAUUUAUUCUGCGAUACUUUCUGGAACGUGAUAUAUUUCACAUAUUACCUCACUCGUCACUUCAACCGUAUAACCCAACGAGGCUCCCAGCCUCGUUUGUCGUGUCUCGCGAAUCGUCCAGUGGUGCAGACGCCUCGUCGCAUGGGGGGAAUUCGUCCAAGACCACGAGGGGUGGACGCACCAAAGCCGAACGGGAUCGAUAUGGGCGAGAGCAAUGGGCCCAACUCGGCUCGCUCGUAAGACUACAACGACAACGACAAAAGGGAGAGGUCGACGACGUGGAGAUAGCCGUCGGUGCGCAACCCCACUCAGAUGCCAACAAGAACACAAGUGGCAGUACGCCCUUUCCCGACAAAGACUCGAGCGCGGUGGUGUAUCGGGAGGCAAAGAGCCGAGUGCUCGAGGUACUUCCGAAAGAAGUGGAGAGGGAGGCAGAACAACGCGCUCUCCAGAGGCUCAAGACUCUUGCGUCCUCUGUGGAAAGCGAUGUGCACUCAGGACUAAAGAAGCAGCGUUUGAUGGAAACGGAUGAUUCGAUGAUGGAGAUGGAGAGCGUGACGGCGGCGCAGAAGGAUAAUCAGAGGCAAAGGGAAGAAGGAGACGACGAGGGAGGCAUGGUUUCACAAGCGCACAAGGUUUCGCAUGCUUCCGACGGCGUCGCGCGGCUGGAAAACAUGAUCAAGAAUGGGCAUGGUGUUCUUCGGAAUCAAUGGGCCCACGAAUAA